GUUCUUAGGAUGACUGCGACGCCGUUUGUGCAUACUACCUAUCUUUUAUCUAUUUAUUACGCCGUUUUACCUCUUAUUUAUUCUAUGUAUCGUCAUCUUUUUCUAUUUCAAUAUUUCUGUCUAUCGAACGUAUGAACAGCACAGCAAACAAGCCUGUCAUGAAAAGGCAGUACAAGUAGUAGGGGAGCUUUCUGAUACAGUUCAGAAGUUCUAAACCCAUUCGAGCUGCGCGAGGCGAUAAUAUUUUCUCCUAACUUCGAGUACUUAUGUACAAAUACAUGCAUACGUCAUGUUCAUGGAUUGAGUUAGGUCAAAAAAUACUGCACUCUAUAAACUAAAAAUGAUGAAAGUAUGACAUUUAUAAAUAUAUAAAUAAAUUCACUGAAGAAAAAAAUUUUUUAUAAGAAGAUCAAUAAACAAAAGACACCAUGUCGAAAGAAAUUAAUUUACCAAAAGUCCCAAAAGAUCUGUGUUUCACAGAUCUUGAUUUCAUUCAGCCAAAUUUUAAUGUGGAUACUUUUCUACAAGAACACAGAAAAAAUUCAAAGCUGGAAACAAUGCGAGAUGAUUUGGGAAUAUAUUUGAAAUUAUUAAGGUCUGCUAUGAUCGAUUUAAUCAAUAGAGAUUAUACAGAUUUUGUUAAUUUAUCAAGUAAUCUCAUUGGUUUGGAUAAAGCUAUUAAUAAUUUGCAAACACCGUUGGGUCAAUUGAAGGAAGAAGUAAUGCAAAUACGACAGACUUUAGAUGAUGAAAUUACUGUAAUCUCAAAUAACAUGAAUGAUAGUAAAAAAAUUAGAGAGUACAAGAAAAGUAUAUUUAGUUUGCAGCAUAUUUACAACUCUUCAAAUAAAUUAUCCAAAAUCUUAUGUUUGAAUACAUUUCUUGAAAGUUCUGUUAAAAUAGACAUUUUGGAACAAGCUGCAGCAGAAUUCAGUCAAUUACAAUUUUACCUGUCUAGAUGCAAAUUGGAUACUAUCAACGACAAACAAAAAGAGUGUGAAAAACUUGAACAAUUGUACAUGAAAUAUCUCAAUGAGUUUUUCUUAGCAUGUGUGCAAGAAAAAAAUUCUACCUUUUUAAUUCGAUGUUUAAGAAUUUACAUUAUGCUUGAUAAAAUUAGUAAUGCAGAAAAUUUAAUAAGAAAUGAAGUUGUCAGUCCAUUGGUUCAUAACGCAAUUAAUAUAGAAAAUUUACAAACCAAUUUACUUGGCCUACAAAAUAUUUAUAAUAUGCUGUUGAAUAUUUUGAAUGUAGAACUCAAGCAACUUUUAGAUAUCACACUAUAUCCUGAUAGAUAUUCUGUGAAAGGUUUCAAUUUUUUGGUAAACAGUUUUUGGGUUGAUGUGGAAGAAAAGAUUGAGCAAUACAUUAAAUGUAUUUUUGCUCCUGGAGAUCCAAUAUUAUUUCAUUCGAGAUACAUAGCAACUUUGGAGUUCUUAGAAAAAUUGGAAGCAGAGUGUGUUACAACUGAAUCUUUAGCAGCAUUAAAAGCAAAUUCACAAUACAAACACUUCUUAAAAAAGUGGAAUUUGCCAGUCUAUUUUCAAAUACGAUUUCAAGAAAUAACCAGUGCAAUUGAAGCGGUAUUAACCGAACCAAUAUCACCAUCAUGUGUGAAAGGAACAUUGGAAACCCUUGCACAAAAUGAUUUUUCUCUUCAUGCAACCACUAUUACAUGGGACAAUCUACAAAAAAUUUGGUCUAAUGACAUAUAUUUGUAUCAGCUAUUCCAUCGAUUUUGGAAAUUCAGUCUUCAGAUAUGUGCCAGAUAUCAAACAUGGAUUCAAGAAGCACUUAAAGAAGUAUGGACAAUAGAAAGCGAAACAAAUAAUUUAAACAAAGCAGAACAUUCCACGAGAUUGAACUUUCUUAUUUGUUUGUACAAAGAUGUACAAAAAUUUAUAGCCAGACUUCCGUCUUGUUUAGAGAUCACCCAAUCAAAACUUAAACAGGGAACCCCAAGAGUAUUGAAAUUAUUAGAAGAUUCUCUCAACGAAACAAUAAAUAAUUUAAGAACUAUUUUGCCACAAAUCACAGAAGAAAUUGUGAAUGAACUUUUGAAACAAGGUAUAGUACAUUUAAAACAAGUCAGUGAUAUACCAAGAUUGUUUAGACGUACGAAAAGGGAUAUACCAACGAAACCAUGUGCUUAUGUGAAGAAUAGUCUUACAUUUCUCAUAAAUUUCCAUGCGGAAUAUAAAAAUGUGAUAUUAGAUGACGUUAAUCAUUGGUUGGAAUUAGCUCUUUCAUCAUUAACUGAACAUUAUUUAGCUUCUGUAACAGAUGUUUUAACUUCGGUACAAAAAACUGAAGAAAGCUUGAGGAGAUUGAAAAAAAUUCGUGACAAAUCGACCGGUUCCUUUUCUUCUGAAGUCCAGGGAAUCAGCGACGACGAAAAAAUACGCAUUCAAUUACAAGUUGACGUACAAGCUUACGCUAAUAUGGUGAAAAAUUUUAUGAAACUAUCAACUCCUUACCAUGGAAAGUUCGUUCAACUUAUUUCAGAUUACACAAAUGCAAAUUUCAACUUCAAACGUGAUUCAUGUGGAUGAAUUACUGCACGCUGUUGAAGCAAUUAUCAAAAGAUAAUGUUUUUUCUUUGUUUUUAAAUGGUCUACUCAAGCAUGUAAGUGUACAUAUAUAUUUUCUAAACUACAUUUGUAAUAAAACAUUAUCGUAUCUUUUAAUGUUGAA
This is a messenger RNA of Megachile rotundata (alfalfa leafcutting bee), 2694 nucleotides long. It is a transcript of the gene Cog2, whose product is annotated as conserved oligomeric Golgi complex subunit 2. Gene Ontology annotation, biological process: protein transport; intra-Golgi vesicle-mediated transport; Golgi organization. Lineage: Eukaryota; Metazoa; Arthropoda; Insecta; Hymenoptera; Megachilidae. The record is from RefSeq and is a predicted model, not a curated record. Gene Ontology annotation, cellular component: COG complex; membrane.